Messenger RNA from Populus euphratica (Euphrates poplar), 886 nucleotides. RefSeq lists its product as uncharacterized. The transcript has 5 exons. The record is from RefSeq and is a predicted model, not a curated record. Bases 141 to 791 code for a protein of 216 amino acids. NCBI's taxonomy places the organism in Eukaryota, Viridiplantae, Streptophyta, Magnoliopsida, Malpighiales, Salicaceae.
UUCGACCAUUUCUACGAGUCAAUAUAAUCUAAAAUUUCCAAGCACGUUCUGCACCGAACUUAAAACUUUUGAGAUAUAUAUCUUCGAUUUGAUCGAGGGAUUUCUUUGAUUGCACGAGUUGGAAAUUAACCUUGGCAUUGAUGAUGCCUGUAACAAGAGCAGUGUUUCCCGACAGUUCCGUUGGCCAGAUAUUUCUAGCCCCUAGUCCGGUAUCUGAUAGCACUUCGGAAAUCUCAAAACUCAAAUUCAAAAGCCAGUUUCUUAGAAAUCAAAGGCUGAAAGUUUUCGGCACCUCUCUGAAAUUGCUCUAUGCAAGAAAUACAAAGAUGGAAAUGGCUGUAUACAAUAGUCAUGGAACAGGACCUGCUCAUCCUUCUUCUCCUUCUCCUUGCAGGAAGGGUUGGGUUCUGGGAAUGCUAAUAUCAAUAAUUCUACCCUUUUGUAGAAGCAAAUGGGGGCCAUUACUGUUGAUAAAAGACAAAGUUGAAGAAGUGGUGGAGAUAGCAGAUCACGUUGCAGACAUCGUAGAAGAGGUGGCUGAGGAAGUGGGGAAGGUAGCUGAAGAAGUUGCCGAUCAUCUGCCGGAAGGUGGGAAACUUCAAGAAGUGGCCACAUUUGUUGAAAACGUCGCGAAAGAAACAGCGAAGGAUGCUAAUGUAGUUGAUGAAAUAAUUGAAAAGAUUAAAAAUCAGGUGGAAGAGUUGGAAAAGGAGGUGGAAGAGGAGGUGGAGUCUUUAUCGGAGCAACUCACGAAGCAAGCCAAUGGAAAAUCCGAAGAAUCAAAAGGCUGAGGCCAGCCAAGAAACACUUUGUUAUUUUACCAUGAAAAAUUUGACUUGUAAUUAAGGAAAGCUUGAUAAGUAGCAGAUACCCUUAUUUAUUUAUC